This is a messenger RNA of Fusarium fujikuroi IMI 58289, 894 nucleotides long. RefSeq names its product probable feruloyl esterase B precursor (subclass of the carboxylic acid esterases). The transcript is spliced from 2 exons. Gene Ontology annotation, molecular function: hydrolase activity. The coding region runs from base 1 to 894 and encodes 297 amino acids. Gene Ontology annotation, cellular component: extracellular region. NCBI's taxonomy places the organism in Eukaryota, Fungi, Ascomycota, Sordariomycetes, Hypocreales, Nectriaceae. The record is from RefSeq and is a predicted model, not a curated record.
AUGCUUGGACUCCCCUCACCCCGCAAGCUGCUCGCACAGCUGAGCCUGGGCGCUAGCCUUGUUGCGGCUCAGCUCCAGACCAUCAAUAACUUUGGAAACACCUAUGGCACGCAGCUAAUCAUGCAGGCCUACAUCCCCAGCAACCUCCCUUCCAGUCCAGCAGUCAUGCUCGCCCUGCACGCCUGUGGUGGAAACGGACCAGGCUACUUCCAGCAGACCAAGUACAAGUCCCUCGCCGAUCAGAAGGGCGUCAUCCUCAUCUUCCCCUCAUCGCAAAAGGACUUUAACUGCUGGGAUGUCGCCAGCACCAAGACGCUCAAGCACGAUGGUCAGGGCGACAGCCAAGUUCUCGUCAGCAUGGUCGACUAUAUCAUCAACACAUACAGAGCCGACCGCAACAAGGUUUACGUCACCGGUACCAGCUCCGGAUGCAUGAUGACCAAUGUUCUCGCGGCUACGUACCCAGACCGUUUCGCCGCUGCGACAUGCUACUCUGGCGUUGCUGCCGGAUGCAUGGCUGGAUCUCCUGGAUCGAGCCCCAUUAGUUCUGACCGUGUCUGCUCCGACGGGAAGAUCAUCAAGACGGGACAGCAGUGGGCUGAUCAGGUCAAGUCGAUGUAUCCCGGCUACAGCGGGGCGUACCCUCGGUUCAAGACCUGGCACGGCACCGCGGAUAAUCUUGUCUAUUACAGAAACCUUCUUGAGCAGAUUAAGGAGUGGUCCACGAUUCAGGGUGUUUCUUUCUCGCGCAACGAGACUAACACUCCUCAGUCUGGCUAUACCACCAUGAUUUACGGGGACGGAACCAAGUUUGUUGCUGUAUCCGCUGCUGGAGUCGGACAUGUCGUACCUACUCACGAGGAUCUUGACUUCAAGUGGUUCGGUCUUUCCUAA